Molecule: messenger RNA, 1696 nt
Organism: Jatropha curcas
Lineage: Eukaryota; Viridiplantae; Streptophyta; Magnoliopsida; Malpighiales; Euphorbiaceae
Gene: RUS2
Product: root UVB sensitive protein (Protein of unknown function, DUF647)
Biological process (GO): response to UV-B; auxin polar transport
Cellular component (GO): chloroplast envelope
Source: RefSeq, a predicted model, not a curated record
GUUGUAGAUUAUAUUAGUUCUUGAUCUAUUUUUUCUUAUUUUUCUCCCCUCGCCUCCGCAACGCUGUUUCGUACAGUUUGGCACAUGGCCAGAUAGCUUCCCGCCUCGAAAUCCCGACCCACUAGGACUGAAUCUUAUCUCGCCAACCGUUUCCGUUUUGCAGUCAUGAACUUGCUGAACAAGAUAACGAUGCAGAAGAAGGAGCCAGACAAGUCACCUAUAGAAGUGCCAGUAUAUUGGAUCGAAACCUCCGAAUCUGUCUCUCGUCACUUCCAGUUUCAGCCCGAUGGUCGGCUCUCUAUGAAGGUUGUUGAUGAUGCGAGAUCAACAUUUCAUAAGGUGGUUGAAUCCUUUCAGAAUAAGUUCUUUCCCUCCGGAUAUCCAUAUAGUGUGAACGAGGGAUACCUUAGAUAUACACAGUUUCGGGCUCUGCAGCACUUUUCAAGUGCAGCAUUGUCUGUGCUGUCAACUCAGUCACUCCUAUUUGCUGCAGGCUUGCGACCUACACCUGCACAAGCAACAGCCAUAAGUUGGGUAUUGAAGGAUGGGAUGCAGCACGUUGGGAAGCUCAUAUGUAGCAAUUUGGGUGCCAGAAUGGAUUCAGAACCAAAACGUUGGAGAAUACUAGCUGACGUGCUCUAUGACUUGGGAACUGGCUUAGAAGUACUUUCUCCCUUAUGUCCUCAUCUUUUCCUUGAGGUGGCUGGCCUUGGUAAUUUUGCAAAGGGAAUGGCAGUAGUUGCAGCUAGAGCAACAAGGCUGCCGAUUUAUUCAUCUUUUGCCAAAGAAGGCAAUCUAAGUGACUUAUUUGCAAAAGGGGAGGCCAUUUCAACACUUUUCAAUGUGGUUGGGAUGGGAGCAGGGAUUCAAUUGGCAUCUACUAUUUGUUCAUCAAUACAGGGGAAGUUGGUUGUUGGUCCUCUUCUUUCUGUUGUACAUGUUUAUAGUGUCAUUGAAGAAAUGAGAGCUGCCCCUGUCAAUACCCUAAAUCCACAGAGGACAGCAAUGGUUGUUGCAGACUUUGUCAAGACAGGAAAGAUAUCAAGUCCUGCUGAUCUAAGAUACCGUGAAGAUCUUGUAUUUCCUGGAAGACUUAUAGGAGAUGCUGGCAAUGUAAAAGUGGGACGGGCUUUGCACAAAGUUUUUACGCCAUCAAAACUUCGUGAAGUGAAAGAUAUUUUCCCAGAGGAGAAGUUUCUUUUGAACCGUGGGACCAAAUGGACUGACAUGGUACUAGAACAAAAUGCUUCAGGAGAAGAUGCAUUGAGGGGAUGGCUGGUUGCUGCAUACGCUGCAAACAUGGAUGCAUCAUCCCAAAAGUCAAGUGCUAGUGUCUUGCAAGACGCAUAUGACAAGAUGAAUAGCACAUUCGAUUCAUUUUUGACCGAACUGCAAGCCAAAGGGUGGCAUACAGAUCGCUUUUUGGAUGGCACAGGAAGCCGUUUCGCAUGGUAACAUUUUCUAGACUCAAAUGAUUGUUAUACAAUAGAAAUGUACUUUCUAGGAACUACGCUAUUGAAGAUGGUUUGUAACAGCUUGUGCCUAUGAGUUUGGUUGGGGUGCAUUUAAUUGUAAAUUAGAAAGAAGGCAGCUGUGAAACAGACCAAAUUGCUGUUUAAUUGAAAAUUACAACUUACUUUCAUAUUUGUGCAUUGUCAUUCAUAUGUUACUAUAAUAUGUUCUUCUUUAUGCCGGA